UGGCCGUUGGAUCUAAAACGCAUCGGUGAAAUCCCCCGUCCAGUCUAUUACCACGGGAGGCCCGGUCGCCGGAGAUCCACCCGCCGUCGCCCCCACUCCCCGGCACGCGAGAAACCACGCCGCCUUCUCCUCGGUGACCUCCCCUCGCCUCGUCUCCUCGUUGAGACCGGAGAAGGUGGAGGGCGCGGACCCCUGAGGCGGAACCAGCGAGGUGCGAUCCCCCCUACAUCGGAGGCUGCGGCGGCGCUGAUGGCGCAUGAACGAGGUGGCGCUGCGUCGUCGGCUGCGGGUCCCGCCUCCGAGGAGGAUGCGCUGUUUAUUGACUUACUACAUGAAGCUCCCCUAUCCAGUCAUCGAGAGCCUAGAAGCAUUGUUGGUGGCACCUUAUACUGUAUCUUGUUGGCAGGUUAUGCAGCUGUGGCAGUGUCAGCUCCAUGGAUAUUUUACCUUGUACCAGAUAUGAUCCCUCCAUUGCUAUGCAGCUCCAACGUUAUCCUUCUGGUUCUAACAGGUAUUUUUCAACAAUAUUGGGUUCACCAGGUCAGAAAAGUGAGAUUGCAGGGAUAUUAUGAUUUUAGUGAGAAACUGAAGCGUAUUGCUCGACUUCCAUUUGCCACCAUUGCUAGUGGCAUUGCUUCGAUGCUCUUAAUUGUAGUCUGGCAACCUCUUGUACAGAUACUAUCAGUUUCUCUAUUGCUAAGGAUUACUAUUGUGGUUGAAUCUGUGUGUGCUGGAUGUUUUGUGAGCUUAUACUUAUGGCACAUCCACAAAUACAACUCUUUGAAUGGGCGCCCUGACAUCUUGCGGUCUUUGUAUUCUGCACUCCAACCAUCUAGUACUUCGGAAGAUCGAAGGUAUUAUGAUGGUCGUCUUUCUGACCAGCAAAUGGCACUGCUUCAGUACCAAAGGGAGAAUAUUCAUUACCUGAGUGAGGAGGUGCUCCGCCUGCAAGAAUGCUUAAGCAAAUACCAGAGAACUGAUGUUGGGAGCACUCCUCAGGCCGAUCUUGCCCAUCUAUUAGCAUCACGUGAUCAAGAACUGCGAGCACUCUCCGCCGAGAUGAAUCAAGUGCAUUCAGAGCUUCAACUUGCACGUGGUCUGAUUGAUGAAAAGGAUUCAGAAAUCCAGCGCAUUCGUGUGAGCAACAAUCAGUAUAUUGAAGAAAAUGAUAGACUCAGAGCUAUUCUUGGAGAAUGGAGCGCUCGAGCAGCAAAGCUUGAAAGAGCACUGGAGGCAGAGCGAAUAUCAAGCAUCGAAUUACGAAAGAACAAUGCAAAAUUACGAGGGCAGACUUACAAGGAGCAGAACACCUGAUUUCCCUUGUUUUCAGGAUAUAUUCAUCUAUUGUCAUGAAUGAGCAGGUUUAUCAACUCUUCGACUGCUAAAGGUGCUACCUGUUACAUCCUUCAAUUCCGAACCUAAGAAGACAACAAAGUCCGGUUUCGCUAACAAAACAAGGUACAAGACCAGCGUAAUCCGAGAUGCAUCAAGCAAAGGAAAAUGCCGACUGCACCUCUCCUGUGAAUGUACAGUUUGAUGUUUGUAAAUGUUGCAAGGGAGCAUAGUGCAGCACUUGUUUUGUGUGCUUCUAGCUGAUGCUUCUACAGUGACAUCUUAUCAUGGAAAGAGUUUCGCACCACUUGCGAAAUGAAAAUUGACCCAUUGCAUUUGUGCUUAAGCCCACCCCCACCCUCCAAAAAAGGUAUCAGACGGCAGACUUUGAGACAAUCACUAAAAAAUUCUCAUGAGUUAAGUGUUUACUCCGAUGAGAGACAUGGGCAAUGAUAUCUUUUUAUCUCCUGGGUAUUGUAUUUGGCUGGUUAUCCAUUUUUUUUAAAAAAAAUGCGUGAUAUGCGA
Molecule: messenger RNA, 1857 nt
Organism: Oryza brachyantha (malo sina)
Lineage: Eukaryota; Viridiplantae; Streptophyta; Magnoliopsida; Poales; Poaceae
Product: protein FIP1-like
Exons: 15
Coding region: 250-1314 (354 amino acids)
Cellular component (GO): late endosome; lysosomal membrane
Source: RefSeq, a predicted model, not a curated record